GUGUGUCAUGCUAUGAGAAUAACACAACGGGAGAAAGUGUGUUCUAGGUCAUACACUUAAGUAACACGUACAAUCGUUUAUUGAUAAAUGUACAGGCUAUGAAAAACCAACAGAAUAUAUACAAAUAACAUCAAAAACUAUUUACAAAUUAAGCUUGUCAUGCAUAUCUACACACAUUUGUCAACAGUUUUCAUCAGUAAUCUUUGACGAAUUCGGUAGCACAUCAUUUGUUUAUGAAAGAUUAUCGGAGUAAAAGUAGAGUUUUUCCGAAUCACUCUUUUAAAUGAAGUAAUUAUUGACCUACAGAUUGUCGCAAUGUUUGGUUCUACGUCUGAAGGUCGUGCCUGUGGCGGCUUGUAAAGGGUCGCGGAAACUUGUUUCACAACCCUGACGGAUACUUUGCCAUUCCUCCCACGUCCAGCCAUUUCAUUAUUCUACUCGUUUCUUUCCGUUUAUUCCUAAAUAAUGACACUAUUUCUGCUGAAAAAUUAUCCUCACAUCAUUCGCCAGGUGUGUUAGCUAAUGCAUAUUUUCUCGUUAAUUUCAUAUCUUCUGGCUUAUCGUUACUAUUAGAGACUCCUUCACUCUCUUGAUUUUAGUGGAGUUACUUCCCCGUUUUUUUAAAAAUAUACUUUGGAACAUCGAUCCCAAUCUCCGUACUCUGGGGACGCUUUAAUAGAAAAUUCUGAGGAAAUGACACAAAAACCCCGAAAUUUCCUCAGAUCUGAGUAUAUUCCCAAAAUAGGGUUUUUAGAUAAACAUAUUGGCCAGUGUAUUUUCUCUAAUUCAAAUGAUAACCAGUAAACAGUAUGAACUUCACUAGCAGUUGCUGUAUGAUCAGAAAAUAAACUAUUAAAUUCAAUAAACUGUUAUUCAAUUUUCAUGAGCACUUGGCAACGUUGGGUGUUCUUACUCACCUUAUCGGCUCUUCUGGCGUCAUUUCUCGCAAAUACAAUAUUUUUCUGUCUUUUUAACUUAUACAACCAAGAAAUUUACGUCAGAAAUAGCAUUAAGAAGGUGUCUGUUCAUGUUGAGAACGUUCUUCCUGAAAACCAAUGGUUAGACUUUUUGUAUAAGAAGACUCAUGUAAAGUUCUCACAUGAUAUAAGUAUUAAAGAGGCGUGCCGUAUGGAUAACUGUUUCGAUUACACACUGUGUCAAUCGGAAUUUAAGGUUUACGUAUAUCCUCUCUCGUCAAAACAAGCCAAUCUAUCUUUAACCUAUCAAAAAAUCCUCACCGCUUUGCAUAAUUCAAAACUUCUCACAUCAGACCCAUAUGAAGCUUGUAUAUUUAUUCCUAGCUUGGAUACUCUAGAUCGAGAUCGUUUAAGCCCACAUUUCGGUCAGUAUAUAGCUCAUGAACUCGUUAAUUUACCAUUUUGGAAUUCGUUGCCUAGACGAGAUCUUGAUCCUGAUUCACUCUCAACCACUACUCAAAAGCCAUCAGAAUAUGCUGGUCGUAAUCACUUAAUAUUUAAUUUACAUGCAGGCACUUGGCCAUAUUAUCACGAAGAUGAAUAUCGUUUAUGGCUUGGCCAAGCCAUGCUAGCUAAAGCCAGCUUUUCGACUAAAUAUUUUCGUCCAAAAUUUGAUAUUUCUUUACCACUUAUUCACUCUCAACAUCCUUUACAAUCGGGGUCAAGUCAGUUGGAUCAAUUAGUGAGCAGUGAACAUUUACGUGGUCGACUUGAUCUACCAUAUCUUUUAAGUUUUAAGGGUAAACGUUAUGUCAGUGGGAUCGGAUCAGCAUCACGUGAUAUACUUUCUCAUUUACACAACGGAAAAGAUAUAAUUAUGUUAACUACUUGUCGUCAUGGCACAGAUUGGACACGAUAUGCUGAUAAACGUUGUGCUACAGAUAUGGCUUUAUAUGAUGCAUAUGAUUAUUGGGAAUUAAUGUAUAAUUCCACGUUUUGUCUUGUUCCUCGUGGUCGACGAUUAGGUUCAUAUCGGUUCUUAGAAGUUUUGCAGGCUGGUUGUAUCCCAGUUAUGUUGAGCAAUGAUUUGGAACUUCCGUUUUCUGAAGUGAUUGAUUGGAAUCGAGCAGUUAUUUGGGCUGACGAACGAUUACCUUUAUUGCUUCCAUUAAAUCUACGACGUAUUACAUCGCAUCAGAUAAUUCAAUAUCGACAACAAGUAAUGUUUCUUUGGCAUACGUAUCUAUCUUCAAUCGAAUCAAUUGUUCUUACAACACUUGAGAUUAUACGAGAUAGAGUUUCGCUUCGUCGUCGGAGUUACGAAAUUUGGAAUACAUUACCUGGUGGUCUCAUAGUUUCGCAUGUAGAUUCUAUGGACAGUUGUGAUGUAGCAGUUCAACGAUAUCCGAUGCAUUGUCAAUCCGAAAUCAAGUCAGGUUUCACAAUGUUAAUUCCAAUACGUGCAGAACUUUGUACUGUUUAUUUGGAACGGUUAAAAUCUCUCGGUAAAAUUCUGUUCCAUUCCGAGUUUUUACGAAAGGUAAAAAAAGUUUAUUCCUCAAAUUAAGUAAUACUACCAUAUCGAGUUUUCACUUUCGUAUGUAUAUGUGCAAGAGAGAGAAAGUGAGUGUUUUUCUUUCCGAACACAAUAAAAUAAUCCAUAAGUUAACGCUUCGACUAGCGAUUAUAUUUAAAAAUCUGUUCCAGUUAUUUCCUCCUAAAAACAGUACAUCAUUAAAUAAAUAUCACUUACAAUUCAUCACACAAACUUUUAAGUACUGAAUUAUAUUAUUUAAAAUAAUGUCCUUUUAUCGAUUGCUCUGUAAAUUUACUGAGGCGGUUACCCACCAAAGACAAUGGAAGAUAGUCGCGCACUACCGUGGAUUGGUUGAAGUUAUACACUGCUAAGGAGUCCCGUACCAGGAUGAAACAGCCAUCCAGUGCUUCCGGGUUUUCAAUGAUGAUUUAACAUUGAUCAGUCGUGUGUGUGCUACUUAUAUUGACAUAAUCAUUAUAUGGUGUUAGUCGUGAACAGAAGGUCGGGCAGCAGAGAGACAAGAGGACCGAACAGUAAAGAAUGGAAACAGAAUGGAAUGUGUAUGAAAAUACAUGAACAAUGAAGUCUGGGCCACUUUCGGACAAUUGGUGGUCAUUUUGCAAAUUGAGCAUUUACUAUAUGGUUGUUAGAUUUUAUUAACAAGUUCUGUAAUUUUGUGUUAAAUACAUCUGAUUGUCCCCAUUGGUGUUCUUGUUCACUACAAUCUCAGUAAAUCCUCAACAAUCUUCACUAUCGUAUACUGAUUUUACUGAGUCUUAAAGACAAUAUAUAAAGUCAGAGUUUUAUGCUGAUUAUUUUUAAUCAUUGAGCUUCAAACAAAGUCCAUUAUGGUUCCGAGUUGCUUAAAUUAGCGGUCUCUUUACAACUUGAGUUAUAUAAUCUGAUAAGCUCUGGAAAUCAGGUAGUAUGACCCGUCUUGACCAAAUGUUUCACAAUGCAGAGAUGUUUGUCUAUUUCUAUGCUCUCAUUUGACCAUUUAAAUCCAUAUAUUUUUGUUGCCACUUAAGUAUGUAUUCAACCACUCCUGCUUGGAGGUAACAUUUUCUCCUCUCUAUGCAUGUGUUUCCACACAAAUAUGCAAAUUAAUAGACAACGGAAUUUACCCAAUCUUUUACAGGCUGUUUGGAUUUUCAACAAAAUGUAUACCUUGACUUUUCGAUAGUGAUGAAGAGAAACUUGAAUCUAUUUAGUUUAAGUUCGGAGCUACAAGUUUUCGUUUUGGAAAUUUGUAUUACUACUGCUACUGUUGUUCGAAAGAGGCUGACCAAUUAUUAUUAUUACUAUUAUUAUUAUUAAUUAUUUAACUGACAAGUAUUUGAGAAACAGAUAUGGAAAACUGAAAGCUUACUCCUUUUAGUAACUUGGUUAUUUACAAUGACAGGAAUUCAGUUAAUAUUAAAAUACAGUCUCAUUGAUAACUUGGACCACAAACUGAAAAAUGACGUCAUAUUCUAUAAACAAGAUGUCAUAUAAAUGAAGUGCUCUAUCUGUAGUAUAAAAAUUCAAUGAGAUAUUAUAUUUUCCAGUUUUCAACUGGUACAUAGCACACAAGAUGAUAGUAAACAAAUGUGUGUGUAACUAAGAUAGUUGGUUAGCGACAUUACCGAGAAAGGUAUUUAUGAGAUAGCACUCACAUGUUAUCAACUUGCUCGUAUGACAUAUCCAAUAAGAAUAAUUCUCAACUAAGUCCUGAUCGAAAACAGUGGAACUAUUCAUAAUCAUAUUAUAUGGUUAUUAGGAUUGAAUUUCAACUCAUUAUCUAUUUGGUUGAGUUCAUUAUUUUAUUCAUUGAGUUAUAGUUUGACUAUGUUCGAUUGUGUAUACAUGUGAAACUGAUAACUAAUUAUCUGUGUACAGAUGCUUUUUGUUAUCCCAUCCUCUUUUUAGAUAAUUCUGAUUUGGCAAUGCAAGAAUUUUCCACCAAAUAAUAAUGAAGUAAAAUCUUAUACUCCAGUCCCAGUUGAAAUCGUUCUCCCUGACGAACGCUUUACACUAAGAUAUUCUUCUAAUUCUAUAUCUCCAAGUGUUCGUUUUCAACCUUUUCACGAAAUUCCUACCUUGGCUGUGUUUGCAUAUUCAUUAAACUUGAACAUUACAGUUGAACAGGUAAUUCGAUGUAUAUAUGCCAAAAAUUGGUCGUUUAAAUUAAACAUUUGAAUACCAGACUCCAUGAUUAAAGUAUAAUAACUUGUGAUUAGGAAAAUAAAGGAAUCGCAUGCAUUAACUAUUAAUAACUACACGUCAAAAAGUAAAGUUAGUGGUGUCUCGAAAAAAGGGUUACACAACUUUCAAUUUUCUCAAUUCUUCUCGUCAUAAAACCUUCCCACCAAAAAAUGACCUACCGGAGUGUAUGUAUAAUAAGCCUGUGUUUUAUGCUAUUUUGGAAGUAUCCACAAACCUUUUAGCUUGGGAACCGACGAAUAAUCUAGCACAAAAAUCUAAGGCAGUAGAAGUAAAUUGUGUGUUAUUGUUUGUUAUCAGGAUAUCCGGGACCCUAAAACGACAUAGCAGCUAAAUAAUUUUCGCAAAUGUAGAAUGGGAGGUGAUGCGGUUCAUGGGAAUUAUCUUUGGUCAUUUAGAAUAUGAGUGAACAUAUACGAAGAUAUAACUACUAUGGAAUGGGCUAGUAAAAUCGACGUGUACGUGCGACUAGGGUUCAGCUGGAGAUGAUCAGAAAUGUGGUUCCACUUUUCGUAGAUUUGGAAACUUCAACACAUUUUCUGCCACAAUGAGUCCUCAUUUCUUUCUGUCUGGCUAUAUUUGCGUUCGACCUCAGUCCAAGUUCUGGAAUUAUAUGUAUUCGUUUUCUCCUAGCCAUCUAUAAGCUACAAUAUUGCUGUGUUGUGAUUUCACCAUUAAGUACAAAUCGACCUCUUAUUUUGGUCAUCUCAUUAUCACGUUUAAUGGGCAAUCACAAACUUGAGGAUGAAGGUAACGUUUGUGCUUCUAUGUAAGUUAAACAUGUGAGCAAGGUGUUGGUGAAUGCAGUACAAAUUUCAGUGACACCUCUUCAAGCUGUUGACUACACGUCAUGUUCCUAUUUUACAGUAACCAUCUAGAUUUAUUCGAUAUUGCUGACCCCCACAUAUUACAUCCCAUGAAUUAAAGCAUCAUCAACGACACCAUUCUCUGUCCAUUGUAAAUGACCGUUAUGUUCGCCGAUCCCGUAGUGGCUCCUAGUAAUCUACGUUCAACCUUCCUACGACAGCUUCACUCAACCGACCCAGGGAUUGGAAGAAUGAAAUCUGUCACUGGAAGCUAUGUAUACUGACCGUACAUUGAUAAGUAAAUCAAGGAACAGGUAGCUGGUGUGCACAUUAAUCUUCUGUCUAAAUUCAUGGUUGAGAUAUGUAUUAUGGUUGCUCAGCCACGCCUACCUGGACAUACUGUCCUAGAUGUCAGAGGCAUAGGAUAGAAGAAAAUUAGGAGCGACCAAACCAAGACGUGCUAUUAGAUUGUAAAAAGGUUAACUGCUGUACCGGUUCGUGUUGAUAAAUGUAAACUUCGUGGUCCAGAUCCGCUGGAUAAUUGCGGCCAAUAGUUAAAAACGCUGAGUGGCAUAUCUUAAAAUCGUUUGUAAUGGGACAGAUCCAUUCAUCCUUGAUCUCUACCUAAAUGCUGGAUUCCCGUGUUUUAUUCCCUUCUUUGUCUCAUCUUAUUAUCAUUACUACUACCUUAAUUCCGAGUCAUUUGAUGCUUCUCUUACUAAAGAAUCUCGUCUUUCUUUACCAAUGUGCUGUAACAACUUCAGCCGGUGCACACUUGUUCCAGGUCCUGGGUUGGUUAUGGCUGACUGAUUGUGAGUUAAUUAUAGUUUACUCAUUGUACGAACACAUUUCCUAAGAUAAUCCCAGUAAGAUAGUAAUAUACCUACACUUAUUAAAAAGGUAUUGAACUAAAUAUAUAAGCAGUAAAAUUGCUUUCUUAAAUUUAUUUGGAGAUCAAUUGAAAUUCUCUCAUAGGAACCUCAGAGUACAAAUGGCAUGGAUUAACGUUUAUUUUGAUUUUAAUACAGAAAUCAAACGCUCCACCUCAAAAUUGGCACUAUGUAACUAGAGAUUUUAUUAAUGUAAAAAAAUGAGAAGCUUAAACUGUAACGUUUCUUAUUAGAAACUUUAAUGAACCUACAUCAGUAAUCCAGAAUAGUUCUGAAUGUGCUGAUCAGCAGAAAAACUAAACAGCUAACUCAACUUAAGUAAUACAACUGAAGAAAGAACUAUUGGUACUUAUCUCCAUAAGAUUUCAAACAGUUGAGUUCUGUUAAUAUAUCAUUACAGAGUUAAAAUGGUCACUCGCUUAAAGCAAUCCAGGUGUAAAACUUGAUUAUGAUAAAGGGACAUGUUAUAAAAUACAAAUAAAAAGAUAAAUUAACAUCGAAACAAAAAUUUUCACUUAAAAUCUGUAUUAUGUACUCAUUCAUGUUGAUUAAUCGGUGUUUAGAUCGUAUAUUCAACAUUUUUAUUAUCGAUAGUUUUUUACACAUUUGUUAGAAAAUAACAAAACAAAUAAUCCCACAGUGAUAAAAUUAGACUGAUUUUAUAUAUUGGAACACAAAUUAUAAUGAAAUCCAAAGACGUUUUGACGGAUUCCUAAAAAACAGUUUUGAGUGUAGUUAAAGUGCUUCGUUUUUUAUACGUUGGACUAAAAGUCGAUUAAGCUAUGAAUUAAUACUCACUCUACACUAUUGUUUAGUUAAAUUUCGCAUAUCUAACUUGGCAAGAAUUUCCUAAUCGUUUAGUUGGAUUUCAAGCUCGUUCACAUUAUUGGAAUACUACAGAUAACCUAUGGAAAUAUGAUGAUAAUCCAUCGAUGAAGCAUUUUUCAAUAGUUUUACUAAAUGGGGCAUUUUAUCAUCGUUAUUAUCAUCAUCUGUAUCAAACAUUGUUGGAUCGUAAACUUCAUGAGAUUGUCAAUGUAUUUAAUAACUGUGAAGAUAUCCUUUUUAAUUGUCUUAUAAGUCAUGUGACUAGUUUACCACCAAUUAAAUUAUUUAGUACAAAUCAUACAGAACAAAAACUAUUGUCAACGUAUGGAAUCUUAAAUUUAACUGAAUUAAAUACUUACCGCGAACAGCGAAGUUUAUGCAUACAAGCUUUUUCACAACAUUUUAUAAAAGUCCCAUAUACUGGAAAACAUUCUAAUCAUAACAUUAAUAAUCAGUAUACUAGUGGAAGAGAUACACCCGAAUUAUAUUUACCACUUUACGAGAAUUCGUAUAGGUAAGAGAAAAAUGAUUUUCUUUUUCAAAGUUUGUAACUUUUUUGUCCA
This is a messenger RNA of Schistosoma haematobium, 7743 nucleotides long. It is a transcript of the gene EXT1, whose product is annotated as Exostosin-1. Gene Ontology annotation, molecular function: glucuronosyltransferase activity; acetylglucosaminyltransferase activity. The record is from RefSeq and is a predicted model, not a curated record. Bases 883 to 2484 code for a protein of 533 amino acids. Gene Ontology annotation, cellular component: membrane; Golgi apparatus. Lineage: Eukaryota; Metazoa; Platyhelminthes; Trematoda; Strigeidida; Schistosomatidae. The transcript has 10 exons.